CACUUGCAGAAAGAUGGCUUCGUCCAUGAGUGGGAUGUUUCCUGGUCAACAGCCGCCUGGUUCGCAUCCUGUCGGGGGCCCUGGUGGACCGGGUCAGCCUGGCUUUCCUGGUACCGCUCCUCGGCCCCAGGGAAGCAACACUUUGGUGGAUGAACUAGAAUCUUCUUUCGAGGCUUGUUUUUCUUCAUUGGUAAGUCAAGAUUAUGUCAACGGAACGGAUCAGGAGGAGAUUCGAACCGGUGUGGACCAGUGCAUACAGAAGUUCCUGGACGUGGCUCGACAGACAGAGUGUUUCUUCUUGCAGAAGAGACUUCAGCUCUCUGUGCAGAAACCGGAGCAAGUGGUCAAAGAGGAUGUGUCAGAGUUGCGCAAUGAGCUUCAGAGGAAAGAAAUUCUGGUUCAGAAACAUUUGGCCAAGCUCCACCACUGGCAACAAGUACUUGAGGAUUUGAGCGGUCAGCAUCGUAAACCCACGGAUCUUCCUCCUCCCGGACCACUGACCUUUCUGGAACAGGCCUCAGCUAGUCUGCCACACGCUCCUUUAAAACCCAACUAACAGUCGGUUUGGUUCAAAUGACU
This is a messenger RNA of Nematolebias whitei (Rio pearlfish), 579 nucleotides long. RefSeq names its product mediator complex subunit 28 (gene med28). NCBI's taxonomy places the organism in Eukaryota, Metazoa, Chordata, Actinopteri, Cyprinodontiformes, Rivulidae. The transcript is spliced from 4 exons. Gene Ontology annotation, cellular component: mediator complex. The record is from RefSeq and is a predicted model, not a curated record. Bases 14 to 556 code for a protein of 180 amino acids.